This is a messenger RNA of Saccharomyces cerevisiae S288C, 258 nucleotides long. RefSeq lists its product as uncharacterized. NCBI's taxonomy places the organism in Eukaryota, Fungi, Ascomycota, Saccharomycetes, Saccharomycetales, Saccharomycetaceae. The coding region runs from base 1 to 258 and encodes 85 amino acids. The record is from RefSeq and is marked reviewed. The transcript has a single exon.
AUGUUCCUUCCUAUAAUUUUUCACACCAUCCUAACCCUCCUGAACUUUGGUAAAUAUUACUGUUUACCUAUUCAAGAAGACGAUGAUAAAUCAGGAAAAGAAAUUGAACAAAUUUUAGACAAUAACAUCGAGUCAUUAGGACUACUACUAAAUUCGAUGUCCUUAUCCUCGAACUUUACGACAGGCGAUCCUGAACUAGAUUCGCUCUUCCAAGAUGAUUUAAUCCCCGAGUUAUAUAGUGUAUUAGAUGGCUUCUAA